CGUUUGUGAGAAAAGGAUCACAAUCAAGGGACUGUUCUUAGAGACGAUAUGCCAUCAUCAAUGUAUUGCAUUUAUAAAAGAUUUUUAUUAAAUAGAGCCACGCAGGUGUAUGUGCUGUAGGAUUUCAGGAUCUAGACGGUGUAAAUGCGCCGCAAUCUGUGCGCUCUGGAGGGACGUCAGAAAAUCAGGCUCUACUAAACGCCUUGUGUUUACACAGCAACCAUCCAAAGCCACGUUGUAGCACGCAUUCCUGGACGGGAGUGUAGCAUGCAGCGCAGAAGACUUUAGCUGGUGUUUCUCCUAACAGACGAGCGCUGCAGUAAAUCAGAGUGCAUAUGUACGAUUACUUUUAAUCUCUUGAGGAAAACUGUGCACCGGAUACACGUUUUACAUUUCGAUAACAUGGAGAAUUGCAGCUGAUCGAGAGGGUGAGCACAUGUGCAUGUUAGCUAAUCCCCCUGUUGUUACAUGAGCAUAGAGUGUGGAUGUGAACAUGGAAAUUGUUACAAAGUAAUCCCAACUUCGUCUGGUCUGGGGUUGCACGGAAUGCUUCAUCUGGGAUAUUUUAGAAGGCGUGAUUAGCUCCAGGUCGCCGUCUACUAGUUUUGGACUGAAGAGUCUGCAGUGUGAACAUGGAGAGCCAGGAGGACAAGGAGAGCAGGACGGACAAGCGCUUCGCCCUGACUUAUGUCGGCUGGUGCUCGCUGGACAGGCGGGCCACUCUGCCAAUGCUGCCGUGGCUGGUGGCCGAGAUCCGCCGGAAGAGCGAGAGGGGCGACUGCGGCCCCGUCAUGCAGCCCAGAGAAGUUCAGCUGCUGCUCAACCCCCCCUUCGUCCGCUGCGUCCCCUCCAACAGCAGCAACUCUUCGGUGUUCAUAUUCGAGCACAAAGCUCAGCUGGUCUCCCGCUUCAUCCACAACAGUAACGACCUCACUUGUUUUUCAUAUCUGCUGCGGGGCCAGCCGGACAACCCGGAGUCCGAGAUGUCCUGUCACGUCUUCAAGGCCUGCGACCCCAACCAGGUCCCUGAGGUAAUCAGCAGCAUUCGCCAGGUUUCCAAAUUGGCUCUAAAGGAAGAAGCCAAGCCCAAACAAGAAGCUGACGAGGCCUUCUACAACUCUCAGAAGUUUGAAGUGCUUUACUGUGGCAAGGUUACAGUGGGCCACAAGAAAGCUUCAUCAACCCUCAUUGAUGAUUGCGUCGAACGAUUUCGGCAGCAUGAGGUUGAACGUAAGCGCCUACGGCUUCUCAACGGUCAGCAAGGGUCUACGGAAACUGUCCCCGUGGAUUUACUCAUUGAUGGAGAAGGAGACCCACUCUCCACUGCUCUUAGUAGGACUACAGAGGAACCAGAAGCUCCAGGACUAGAAGACAUGACCACAGGUAAAUGUCCAUCCAGCAGUGCCAUUCAGAGCAGCCCACGGGGAACCUUCCCCGAGUGCAUCCUGGAGGACUCUGGAUUUGAGGAACCUCAGGAGUUCCGCACGCGCUGCAGCAGCCUGGCCGGAAACCUGCAGAGGAAGCCAGGGGAAGGCGUCAUCAUGGGUCCCACGCGCCGCAGGCACGCCAGCGCGCCAAACAACGUUCAGCCGUCUGAUUCCGACAAGAACCGCACUAUGCUGUUUCAGGUUGGACGUUUUGAAGUGAACCUUAUCAGCCCGGAUAGUAAGACCGUGGUACUGGAGAAGAACUUCAAAGACAUCUCAUCCUGCUGUCAGGGUGUCAAGCAGACCGAUCAUUUUGGAUUCGUCUGUCGGGACCAAUCAGAGUCCGGUCCCAGUCAGUAUGUGUGCUACGUCUUCCAGUGUGCCACUGAGUCCUUGGUUGAUGAGGUGAUGCUGACCCUGAAACAGGCCUUCUCCACCGCCGCAGCCUUGCAAAGCAACAAGACGCCGGUACAGCUCUGUGAAGCAUGCCCCAUGCAUGACCUGCACAAGCUCUGCGAGAGGAUUGAGGGUCUCUAUCCACCCAGAGCUAAGCUAGCCAUCCAAAAAUACCUCUCCCAGUUGACCGAUAAUGAGCAGGCGGAGAUUUUUGAGCGAGUUCAAAGACUGAAACCUGGGUCGGACCAAGAAGAGAAUGAGUUGGCGAUCCUGUAUCUAAGGCAGCUCUGUGAAGGCAAACAAAAAUCCCAUCUUCAUAUUGGAGAAGCCCCUCAGAAUGCAACAAAUAGCACAGCUGCAGGAGACGGCGCAGCCACCGGCAGUCGAUUCAAACUCGAUGUACUAAAGAAUAAAGCUCGCACAUCCCUCACCAGCUCUCUGGAAAACAUCUUCGGAAAGGGUGCCAGCAGAAUGCGGGGCCGCUUGGGAAGCAUGGGAAGCAUUAGCAGUUUCGAAAGACAGGAUGAGGAAUCUCCCGGUCACUCCCCUCCAGGUUCGCCUCCCUCCUUCCUGGAUGACGACCUGGAAUCUGGACCGCUGUUCCGUCGACGUGCUCACACCUUCAGCCAUCCGCCAGUGAGGAAGCGCAUCUCCUUUGAGAGCCAGCCAGCCAACCACACCAAACAGGCUCCACUUCGCAGACAGCACUCUGUUAACCCAGAGCUGCUGCAGACAAGUCACGUGGUCGUGUCGAGAACGCGCAGCGUUUCAGAGAGCGAGUCCUCCUUCAGCCUCCCCUCCACCUUCUCCGCUCCCACUUUCCUGAAAAGUUUUUACCAGGGCUCCCUGACAGACAGUGGGAGCUUCAAGAGCAAUGGAGAAGGCAGGAAAAGGACGCUGUCAAGCUGCAGCAAUGACUCUCUGAGCGGAGGCCUCCCUCUGACUCCACGCAGGGUCUCCUGGAGACAGAAGAUCUUCCUGCGGGUCGCGUCACCCAUGAAUAAGCCAUCUGCAUCUAUGCAAGACACAGACGACUCUGAUGCCACGGAGCUGCUGCCUCUAUCUCCCCGUGCUCCAGACCCAAGUCUGGACCCUUUUAGGCGUCUUUUAUCCCCAGCAUCUGAUCAACUGCCUGACAAGAAGCCCAAGAAGACAGGAGCCGAUUACAGGGCUCUCUGGAAAACUGCCAUCCACCAGCAGAUCCUCCUGCUGCGUAUGGAAAAGGAGAAUCAGAGGCUGGAAGAAGCGAGCCGAGAUGAGCUGCACAUCCGCAAAAUGAAGCUCAACUACCAGGAAGUGUGCUCCUGCUCCAUGGAAGCUCAGGCACUCUGGGAGAGGAAACUGACUGCUCCAGGCCGAACCACAAACCCCCAGGACAAGGAGGACAUAUACAGAGCAGUCUGCCAUGGAGUUCCAAAAAGCAGACGCGGGGAGGUCUGGUUACUCCUUUCCCAUCAGCAUCGGCUGCAGCACAGACUCCCCCACCGCCAGCAAGCUCCAGACAUCCCCUAUUAUGACCUUCUCAAGCAGCUCACUGCACAGCAGCACGCCAUUCUGGUGGACCUAGGCCGGACCUUCCCCACCCACCAGUACUUCUCAGUCCAGCUUGGUGCAGGUCAGCUUUCCCUCUACAAUUUGCUGAAGGCCUACUCUCUGAUGGACACAGAGGUCGGCUACUGCCAGGGCAUCAGCUUUGUGGCCGGAGUGCUGCUGCUGCACAUGAGGGAGGAACAGGCUUUCGACAUGUUGAAGUUCCUGAUGUAUGACCUGGGCAUCAGACGGCAGUACAGGCCCGACAUGGUCUCUCUGCAGAUUCAGAUGUACCAGCUAUCAAGGCUGCUGCACGACUACCACCGGGACCUGUACAAUCACCUCGAGGAGUACGAGAUCGGGCCGAGCCUCUACGCUGCGCCGUGGUUCCUCACCCUCUUCGCCUCACAGUUCCCCCUUGGCUUUGUGUCCCGCAUCUUUGAUUUUGUGUUUGUACAGGGUACAGAGGUGAUCUUUAAAGUGGCCCUCUGUCUGCUGAGCAGCCAUGAGGGGGAGAUAGUGGAAUGUGACAGCUUUGAGAGCAUUGUGGACUAUCUGAAAGCUACACUCCCCACUCUCACACAAACACAGAUGGAGCAGACUAUUGCAAAGGUUAUGGAGAUGGACAUCUCCAAGCAGCUGCAUGCAUACGAAGUGGAGUACCACGUCCUGCAGGAUGAGAUGCUGGAUGCCGGGCCGCCGCCCGAUGACUCGGAGCGGCUCGACAAAUUAGAGAAGACGAACGUGCAGCUGAAGAAACAGAACAUGGACCUGCUGGAAAAACUUCAAGCUGCACGGCAGAAGAUUCAGACUCUGGAGACGAGCGUGGAGAACUUCCUCUCUCGGGAGAGCAAAAUGAAGCACAUGAUUCGCUCCCUGGAGCAAGAGAGGGGAGCCUACCAGAGGACCAUUGAACGCAUGCGCUCGAGUCUACCCCCCGACACCCUGACAGAUGUGGAGAUGACCCAGAUCAAAACAGGACCCAACGGGAAAGCCAAAACUGCAGCCAAGAAGCCCUGAUGGCGGGGCGGGGGGGCUGGCUGCACUGGGCAGAUGCAGCGGCUCAGAUGCACAAGCUGACAAGUAAAGACUGUUGAAUGGAAAGCUGAUGAGCUCCACUUUACUUCUGUGAUGAAGUGCGGCAGCAUUUUGAAAAUGUUUGUGUGGAGAACAUCUUGGUUGUGUUUGCGAGCGGUAAAAAUGCAGUGGGAGGACGGAUUCAGUGAAAUUGUCAGUGUUUUCAUUGUGCAGAAAAGCUGCUGUUUGUACCGAGCAGUUUGAAGGUAGAAUCAACGUGUACAUCGUACUUCAAUGGUUAGAUCUUCCGCGGUAAUCAUGGGUGGGGGGAGAUUUCCUUGCUAGCACUGCCUUGAUGUAUUUACUACCUGCCAGAGUAACUCCACAGAAGCUGCCUGUUGCCACAUCGUCUUUCAGACCUUUUUUGGUCUGCUUACAGCCAUUACCAGUGUGUGAUCUGGGAGUAUUUUGUUGUUCUUUUACACUUUUGUCUCUGAUGGAAGCUUUGCCUCAUCGCUUUAUUACAUUUUAAUCACUUGAGGUUUUUAUGAAUGUAUUCUCUCCCUUUGGGUCAUUUUAAUAGCAUUCAUUCUUUCACCAAAAAGAUCGGCAUUAAUAAUCAGCAGAUCUAGAGUGUAGCACCACUAGAGACCUUACAGAUCUGUUCGGAACGUGCUGUUUUCUGUAGGAAGAAACAUUUCUUCUGCAUCUCAGGCAGGAUGUCAGGUCGUCUGCCUCUUCAGUUUCCUGGCCGUGCAGACGUCUCUUUUUUAGCACCGCCUUCAGACUCUGAGGCAGAACUCGCGCUCCCCAGGAGGCGCAGACUAAACAGACUGAGGUUGGGACGUGAUCUGAAUGUACGACCUGCUGCACUUACAAACAAAAAAAGCUCUGCCUGGCACUACUUUAGUUGCCUCUCAGAAGUAUUCACAGCCAUUUAACUGUUUCACAUUUUGUCUCGAUGCAAACAUCAAUAUAUUUUCUCAUGAUUUAAUGUGACAUAUCAAUACAAAGUAACAUAUAAUUGUAAAAUGGAACGAAAAUGAAACAUUCGUCUAUCGUCUAUUCCCGUUUUUCCUUGCAGGGUUGUGGGGAGGGGACUGGUGCAAUGUCCAAUGGUCAUUGGAUGGAGAGGUGGGGUACACCCUGGACACGUUGCCGGUCCAUUACAGGGCAACACAGAGACAUACAGGGCAAUUUACAGAGAGCAAUUAACUACUAGGUAACAGUCAUGUUUUUGGACAGUUGGAGGAAGUCCGAGUUCCUGGGUAGAACCCACUCAAGCAUGGGGAGAACAUACAGAUUCCAUGCAGAAAGAGCAAGAGCCCAGACGGAAAUUCGAACCGGGGACCUUCUUGCCUUUCGACUAACAAUGUAUAUCCAUUUUUAGUACAAUCUGUGUACCGUAAUACCCCUAAACAAAUUACAGUGCAACCAGAUGUCUCCAGAAGUCACAUAAUUAGCUAUCUGUAGUUUAUCCUCACAACUGUACAGCUGUCCAGUGAAGGUUUUUGAGGGUUCUUAGAGAACAAACAGCAUCGUGACUGGUCUUCAUGAAAGCAUUAUUCAGACAAACAGCCAAGAGGCCCAUAGUAAGUCUGAAGGAGCUGCAGAGAUCCACAUUUAAGGUGGAUUUGAUAUUGAAAGGACAACUUUUAGUCGUCCACUAAGCAUACCUAGCUUUUAGGUGAGAGUGACGAGAAGAAAAGCUAUUGUUGGAAGAAACCAAUUAGUAGUACUGUUUGCAUUUUCCACCAUCCAAGUAGGAGAUACAGCAGCCAGUGUUCUAGUCAGAUGAGACCAGGAUUCAGCUUUUUGAUCAACAUGUAAAAUAUGAGGUGGAAACGUAAAACUGCAAAUCCCCCUACUCACCAUCCCCAUUCUGAAACAUGGUGGUGGCAGCAUCAUACUGUUGGAAUGCCUGUCCUUAGCAGGAUCAAGAUGCUGGUUAGAAUUUAUGUACGGCUAAAACGCAGGAGGAAAGCUGUAAAAUGCUUGAGACUGAGGUGGACGUUCACCUACCAGCAGGACAACAACCCUAAACAUACAGCCACAACUACAAUGGAAUGGUUCAGGAUCCAUGUGUUAGAACGACUCAAUCAAACUCCAGACCUAAAUCAAUGGAGAAUCUGUGGCAACACUUGAUAACUGAUUUUCCCAGAUGCUCUCAGGGAAGAUGAAUACAAAUGCGCAUUGUUCUGAUUUUUAUUAUUAAACAAAUGUUUUUUUUUUUAAAAGCUUGUGGUUGUAAUGUGACAAAAUAUAAAAACGUUCAUUAGACAUGAAUACUUUUGAAGGGCCUUUUAUUGGGGUUAAGAUUUCAGUAAGAUACGAGGCUGUUUGUCACAUGUCUAAAACUCGAGAGUUUAGGUGAACAGAGAAAGAGGAAAGGAGCUAAAAUGAGCCUAAGGACACUUGAGUUGCCCUCUCAGCAUGUUUGUUUAGUAAUCAUACGCACAAGCCUGCCGUACCUCUUUACUUGUGAGUUAUAUCAGCUAAUUCACACAAGAUGUUAUUAGCUGUUAUGUAAAUAAGGCCUGAAGGUCCCGACUAAAACAGGUUUCUCUUGUGUCGAUUGAGUUGUAAUUGAAAAAUGAAUUGCAUGGAUUUACCCUGCAAAACAUAUCAAAUCGCUUGUUUUUUUUUUUUUUAAACCAACAACUUUUAUAGGAUGCAUGCGAUGGAGAGGAACUAAGCCUUCACCUGUAGUUUGGAUUACUGCAGUAUUUGUGCAUCUUGGUCAUAAGACCAUUGACCCAAAGAUGUGCUGUAUUUCCUGGAAAUAUAUGGAUCAAUUCAUCCAAAUUUAGUGGUGUAAUUUAACUUUUAUGAGUUCUUUCACCGCGUCUGUCUCGCAUUUUAUUUUUAGGUGUUGCUUUAACGAUUAUUUGAAGAAAUGCCAAAUAUUGGUCACAAAGACUUGAGUACUCGAUAAAAAAUAUGUCAGGUCAUUUUUCAUCAUCACAUAAUUUUUAUUUUCCUUUGCUACACAAUGCUCUGUAUACAGGGUUCCUAUGCAUUUCAUGUCGAAAUCCAGUACUGAAGACAACAAUUUCAGUUUUCUGACCUUUCAGCCUAUUUCUAAUGUGUUUAUUUAAAAUUUAACAAGAGAUUUAUGAGUUGUUAGAUUUUUACACUUGCCAGGCUUAUAUCGAACCUGCGAAAACUGAUGGAUGGAUGGACGGUCCAACAAGUGGAAAAGUGAAUGGUCUAAAUGAUAGAAGAAUGGCUUGAAGAUGAAUAAAUGGGCGCGUGGAUGAAGCUCAAUACUCCAUAGUUUAUCCAGACCUGGAAAAUACCUAAAUUUCAUGCUUUUUCAGACUGUAUUGGAACCCUGUACAUGAUCUAUAGAACUGUCAAAGAUUUCAGCCUAUGUUCUGUCAGAAUCACACUGUUGGGGUCAGUGAAGGCUCUACGUCUUCAUUCCUAAUUAGUGUUUGCAUCACUGUGUUUAAAGUAUCAACAUGAGGGCUACACUGAAGCAAAGAAACUGUCUUGAAUACAUCAAUAAACCUCACCUUGCCUUGUU
Girardinichthys multiradiatus is the source of this 7899-nucleotide messenger RNA. It is a transcript of the gene tbc1d4, whose product is annotated as TBC1 domain family, member 4. The coding region runs from base 633 to 4373 and encodes 1246 amino acids. The record is from RefSeq and is a predicted model, not a curated record. The transcript has 23 exons. NCBI's taxonomy places the organism in Eukaryota, Metazoa, Chordata, Actinopteri, Cyprinodontiformes, Goodeidae.